This is a messenger RNA of Lampris incognitus (smalleye Pacific opah), 4087 nucleotides long. Its product is annotated as protein Niban 2-like. The record is from RefSeq and is a predicted model, not a curated record. The transcript has 14 exons. NCBI's taxonomy places the organism in Eukaryota, Metazoa, Chordata, Actinopteri, Lampriformes, Lampridae. Bases 226 to 2934 code for a protein of 902 amino acids.
UUGCUCAUUGCCCAACUUUCUUCUCUUCCGUCCACCUUUGCGGAGUCUUCAUCUAAAGUUAUGCUAAAGCGUUAGAAGCGGAGGAGCGGACGCACCUUAACAAAGUCGUUUAGUAGACUUAUUUAUUUAUUCAUCUUGUUUGUGUUUUUUUUAUUAGAUUUUCUUCAGUUUGUCUGUUGUUGAACUUCCCACUGGAAAUACGCCAGGAAGACAGAGUUGGUCGACAUGGGGGACGUGAUUUCCAGUCACCUGGAUGAGGCCAGGCGGGAGAUGAUCACAGUGCGGACGGCGGAGGUGAUGGGGGAGUUCAGCCGUCUGUAUGAGCAGCAGUACGCGGUGGCUCUCUUCAACAAGGUGCGCUUUGACAUCGAGGGAGGAGGAGGACCGCAGCCCCAGCUAUUAAACCGCAAGGUUCCUCUGGAGAACAAGUCCAUCUUCUCUGGAGCGCUUUUCCAGUACAUAGAGGAGAAUAAGAAAUGGAGAAACCGCUUCCUCUUCAUCCCAGACUCCUAUAACAUCAACUAUUACGACAACAAAGCGUCCCAUGAUAAGGGGCUCCAUCCCAAGGGGACCAUCAACUGUGCCAGCUACAGAGUGUUGACCUCCAUGGAGCAAUAUCUGGAGCUGACCAGCAACAGCCUGCCUGGCAUGAAAGCCAAAGUGGGAAGCUCACCUUUCCUGAAGUGUGCCACCCAGUUCCCUCUGAUCCUCUGGCACCCGUACGGUCGUCACUUCUACUUCUGUGUGGUGACAGAGAAAGAGCAGCAGAAGUGGCAAGCUGUCUUUCAGGACUGUGUCAGACAUGCCAACGAUGGUCUGUCAGAAGAGAGUAAGAUACAGACGCCAGCCUUUACAGAUGCCGUUCGCCUCCACCGCCAAGCGCUGGGCCAUUACGGCACCUGGGACAUGAUGUGUGGUACGCCACCACAGAUCCUGUCUAACCUGGUGAUGGAGGGCCUCCUCCCCGAGCUGAGGGAGCUCAUCUGCCCUCGACUCAAAGGCAAGAUGUACGAGCGGCAGAGGAACUGGAUGCUGAUCAGUGAUGCAGUGUACAGCCUGGUGCAGCACCAGUGCCAAACCCAGUACGAGGCAGUGGUGCAGAAAUGUGAGGCAGGGCGUCCCCUGCUGGAAGCCUCCAUACGCACAGACAUGGAUCAGAUCAUCACCUCCAAGGAGCACGUCACCCACAAGAUACGAGCGGUGGUGCUGCCCAAAGCAGAGAAGCUGCUGAAGGUGAGCAUUCAGCCUUACAUCGCCUCCAUCUUGGAAGCGCUGAUGGAGCCCACCAGCCGGGGCUUCUCGGAGGUCCGUGAUGUCUUCUUCGGCGAGCUGGUGGAUAUGAGCAGGAACACGCUCAACAGUGGCACCAGAGAGACGGUAGCAGAGCACAUGGAGAAGAUCUCCAUGUUGGCGUUCCACCCGGUAAAGAUGCAGAGCUGCUAUGAGAAGGUGGAGCAGCUCAGUCUGGAAGGGCUACAGGAGAGAUUUGACGUCUCCAGUCCCUCAGUGUUUGUCCAGAGGGCUCAGAUCCUCAUGAGAGAGCAAAUGGACAAUGCAGUGUAUACCUUUGAGCAGAUCCUUCAUCAGAGUUUGGACUCCCAGGGCCCUGAUGAGCUGUGUAAGGCCAUUCAACGCUGCCAGGAUCGAGUCAUCAAGAAAUUUGACUAUGACAGCAGCACAGUGAGGAAGCGGUUCUUUCGCGAAGCGCUCCUUCAGAUCUUUAUUCCUUACAUGUUGAAGCAGCUCACCCCCUCCUGUGCCUCGGAGCUGCCUCGCUUCCAGGAGCUGAUCUUUGAGGACUUCUCCCGAUUCAUCCUGGUCAUCAACAUCUUCGAGGAGGUGGUACUACAGUCCAUCAUGAAGGACAUCAUGAUGGCUGUGAAGGAGGCAGCUGUCCAGAGAAGGCACAACCUGUACAGGGACAGCAUCGUCCUCACCAACAGUGACCCCAACCUGCUCCUCCUCGGGGAGAACCCUUCCAUCGACUGGGCUGGCGAGUAUGGAGCCCAGGAGGAUGCAGACAGCGCUGGAGAGGUCGCGGAGGCAGAGAGCGAGGAGUCGCAGAAGAGGCGGAGGAUGAAGCAGGUUGUGUCCAUGAUCCAGGUGGAAGGCUCGCCAGUUCUGCCCGGUGAGUCUUGCGUGGAGGUGCCAGGGGUCGAUGACAUCCCAGAGGAGGAAGGGGAGGGUGAGGAAGACAAGGAUGCUGGAGCCAACAGCAAAUCCAGCAAGCCCGGGCAGAGCCAAUUUGAAACUAGUCCCAAAGUCUCAGAGAACCCUCCAGCCCUCACAAAUGGUUCGGUCCUAAAGGAAGGGGGCGCAUUUACAUCAGAGGAGCAAAUUACACAGGGCCUUGCUGUUGAUGUUGACCAGGAACUAGAAUCUGUCAAAGUAAGCCCACCACGGGACCCAGAAGCUACCCCAAUCACACAAAACACCAUUCAGGAAGUAGAUGCUGCCAUGCAAGAAGAGGAUGGCCAGCCGGAUACUGAGGAGGGAACUGGUCAGGAGGAGGGAACUGGUCAGGAGGGGGGAACUGGUCAGGAGGAAGGAACUGGUCAGGAGCAGCUCAUGAACACAAACCAGGAAGUGACGUCAACUUUAGAGCAGGUAUCUUUGCCGCCGCUGCCACCACCCUCUGAGAACAUGGAGGCACUCUCAACCGGACCCAAAGACAUGGAACAGGGCUCCACAUUUACUCCAGAAAGCAGCCAGGACUUUGGUUCAGAGGCGGAGCCAACCACAGCAGACUUUCCACCACCUCCACAAGAUGACAGUGAGUUUCAAUCCCCCAUCAGCAAGGCAAUGGCAGAGGAGAAAAUCACACCGGAGAGCACUGGGGCUCUGCCGGUUGGAGAGGGACCGCCACAGGUGGAAACAAUAUCAAAACCCAGUGACUCUGAAACUGGUGAGGAAGACUCCACAAGCAACAACUAGUGAACAAAAUUAUCUACCCUUUCGUAACCUAAACUGCAUUACAACUUCUUUUUUUUCCCCAGAGACAGAAUGGAAUUUCAUUUUAUUUUCAUAAUCGGCCAUUUUAUUCAUAAAGCAUCAGCUUCCAUACCAGUUUUGUCCAUAAUAGUAAUGUAGCAUGUCUUCUGGAAAAUUGUACGCAUAAUCUAGUCUACACUAAUGACCAAUAUUUCACUGAGCAGGGCUCAGAUGCCUUUUUAUAUUUGUACUUGGCAACACUCCUCCAACAGAAUAAAGGCUUUAUUAGCUACCUACUCUGUCUGAUGGGAAAGCUUGAGCUAUGCAAUUCAUUCUCAUAUAUAAACGCCACACUUUUUGUAUUUGUUUGGUGAGAAGUUCGCACGGUGUCCUUUAUGGUAUAAUGUAAAUAUGUUAAGUUAAGAGAACACUCUUCCGGUUGAGGUGCCUUUGGUGAGAUAUGGGAAUUUAACUGAGUUGCUCCAAGUUGAUCAGUCUGAUUUGUUUUACUACUGUAUUUCCUACUGUCUGACCUGCAAUAUGACUCAGCAAUUUGAAUUAUUAUUAGAUUAAUUUCUGCAUGAGCUAAAUGUGUAUUAGAACAAGGAGAACAAUACUUCUAACCAACUGCGAUGAUAAUAUUAUUAAUGGUAAUGGGCUGAAAGACGACCAUCGUUCAAAAUGAUGCAAUACUGUAUAUAAUCAUUUUAAGAUGGUGUAGGGAAAAUCUUGCAUUAGAAUAUGUAUUUUUUUUUCCUUUGCUUCUCAAAUAUUAUAAAUGACAAUCUGUCAUAUAUCUUGAUGCACAGAACUUUUGCUCAAUUUUUGACAAUUACCCUUGUGUUGGCUGUAAUAACACCUUUUUCCAUUGGUUUUGACUUCGCAUUGAGAUCUUAUUUGUACCGCUCUAAUGGUCAUCUGGACUUUAUGGAUGAUGUAACUCUCAAACAGUCAUUUGACAUUUGUAUGGUUUAGUCAGCGCUAUAGUUGAUUUUUUUUGUUGCCCCUUUAUUGUUUUAAUUUAUUAUAUUUUGCACGUCACAUCCCUUUACUCCCUCUUGUUAUUGAUGAGUGUACUUUUAGAUUUAUUUUAUUCUGAGAGAUGCAAAUGACCGUUGAUAAUAAAUCAUUAUCUAUUAAAUAAUAUAACAUUUUG